Medicago truncatula (barrel medic) is the source of this 1231-nucleotide messenger RNA. Its product is annotated as 14-3-3-like protein C. The transcript is spliced from 6 exons. Lineage: Eukaryota; Viridiplantae; Streptophyta; Magnoliopsida; Fabales; Fabaceae. The record is from RefSeq and is a predicted model, not a curated record. The coding region runs from base 161 to 940 and encodes 259 amino acids.
CGCGUGGGAUUGAGUCCUCCCCCACGACGAACACGUUCCGUCGUGCGUAGCUUGUCUUGUCUCAUUGUCCCUCCCAUUCAAAGUUCAAACCUUAGGAAUUUUCGAAAUUCAAGAGAGAGAAAGGUAGUAAGAGAAGAGAGAGAAAGUUAGCAGAAUUUCCAUGGCUUCAACCAAGGAACGUGAAAACUUCGUCUACAUCGCCAAGCUCGCUGAACAAGCUGAACGCUAUGAAGAAAUGGUGGAAGCAAUGAAGAAUGUGGCGAAGCUAGAUGUUGAGUUGACAGUGGAAGAGAGAAACCUUCUAUCAGUUGGCUACAAGAACGUAGUGGGUGCUCAUAGGGCUUCAUGGAGGAUUCUAUCCUCAAUUGAGCAUAAGGAAGAAUCUAAAGGGUAUGAUGUGAAUGUGAAGAGGAUAAAGGAGUAUAGACACAAGGUGGAAUCUGAAUUAUCCAAUAUAUGCAGCGAUAUCAUGUCUAUUAUUGAUGAUCAUCUUAUUCCGUCGUCCUCUGCUGGUGAAUCUAGUGUCUUUUUCUAUAAAAUGAAAGGGGAUUAUUAUCGGUAUUUGGCGGAAUUUAAGAACGGUGAUGAACGAAAAGAGGCUGCUGAUCAUUCCAUGGAAGCAUAUCAGACUGCUUCCACUGCAGCAGAAGGGGAGUUACCUCCCACGCAUCCCAUUCGAUUGGGCUUGGCUUUGAACUUCUCUGUCUUUUAUUAUGAAAUUUUGAACUCUCCUGAAAGGGCAUGUCACCUUGCUAAGCAGGCAUUUGAUGAAGCAAUCUCUGAGUUGGAUACUCUUAAUGAGGAGUCUUACAAAGACAGCACAUUGAUUAUGCAGCUUCUAAGGGACAACCUCACAUUGUGGACUUCUGACAUCCCUGAAGAUGGAGAUGAGGAACAUAAGGUGGAAUCUUCAGGAGCUGUUGGAGGUGAAAAUGCAUAGUGAAGAGAAGCAGAUAUAAGCUAGGAAUUUGCGGUGUGCAUACAAGAAGGCUACUCUGUUGACACCUUUGAGUGUUUAUCAUUAUGAUGUUGUGAUAAGAGCAUGAAGUUCGUUGCAUGAAGUCGAGGUUGCAUGGUGUUUGACUGUAAUUUAACGUUUGCUUCGUUUUGACGGUACAUAUCUGCAAAAGGGAUGCUGACUUAAAUUAUACUGGGAUACCAUUAAAAAUGUGUCCUUAUAAAUAUAAUGUUGAUUUCAAAAUAUAUUUAUUAUUAUUAUUUUAAAUUUUAA